Messenger RNA from Ramularia collo-cygni, 1293 nucleotides. RefSeq lists its product as uncharacterized. The coding region runs from base 1 to 1293 and encodes 430 amino acids. Gene Ontology annotation, biological process: asparaginyl-tRNA aminoacylation. Gene Ontology annotation, molecular function: ATP binding; aminoacyl-tRNA ligase activity. Lineage: Eukaryota; Fungi; Ascomycota; Dothideomycetes; Mycosphaerellales; Mycosphaerellaceae. The transcript has a single exon. The record is from RefSeq and is a predicted model, not a curated record.
AUGACCACCAUGAUGAACGGGAACCUCCAGAACGAUCUAGCAUCGUAUGACGCGAAGACAUCUUCAGCUUCCAUCGUUGAACACAUAUCUGGUAGCAACUCGACAAGCUCCAGCAGCGACGAUGGUAGCAAUGGUGACAGCAACACCUCCGCCUCGGACCUUGAGCCGGAGACUUCUCAAAAUCUAGUGAAAAGCAUGGACGCAAAGAAAGUUGUCACAUUUGACAAAGGACCUACCAGUGAUCGGGACUUGUGGAGGGACACAAAGGGCUACGCAAUUCGUGCCAUGAACUCCCCCUGGCACACGACCCUGUUCCGCUUGCAGGAUACCUUCCUCGGGUCUUCUAACGACUUCUUUCGAGACCCCACUGUGGGCUACAGAUACCUGAUCGUGCCUCUGACUACGGGAAGCAUAUCUUCCCCAAUGGGUUUCGGUUCCGACUCCCAGCCAGUAUCGAUCUCAUUGAACGACAGCCAAACCUACCUGGCCGAUUCCCAGCAAUUCUUACUGGAAUACGCACUGCGUUUCGAGGAUGGUUUGCCAGGAGUUUACUAUGUCGGAACCUCCUGCCGCGGCGAAGACCACGAUUCGACGCACUUGAAUCAAUUCUGCCAUGUGGAAUGCGAGCUCCUAGGCGGAUUGGACGAUGCGAUAACCAUCGCCAAUAAAUAUGUGGUUCACAUCGCGCGAGCAUUCUUAACCCACCACAGCCGUGAAAUCGAGGCUUGUGCGGGUUCCACGGCACAUCUCCAGUCUCUGCUGGAUCUCUAUGAAAAGCACGGCAAUGCAUUCCCGAUUGUGACAGUGGAAGAGGCUCUUGCGCUUCCAGAACUUACUGAGGAUAUGUGGGAGUAUGUCAUUCCUGGCCAGGAUCGUUUCGGAAAGAAAAUCACACGUGCUGGGGAGAGAAUGCUCAUGGCUCGAUUCGGAGGGGCUGUAUGGUUGACGGAGCCCGAUCACCUUAGCACGCCAUUCUAUCAAGCAUACACUCGCAAAGAGAAUCGUGGCGCUGGGGUGAAGGCCAAGACUGGAGAUUUUCUUCUGGGAUUAGGAGAAGUGUUGGGCUGCGGUGAACGUCAUGAAGUUGUGGGAGAUACGCUGCAGGCGCUGAGGCAACAUGAGGUUGAUCCGCAAGAGUACGAAUGGUACGUCGAUAUGCGGGAUGUCAAGCCUUUGAAGACCUCGGGGUGGGGAAUGGGUCUUGAACGGGUCCUGGCGUGGGUUUUGCAGCACGAUGAUGUUCGAGAUGUGCAAUUGCUUCCUCGUCUCAAGGGCUUGGAAAUUGCCCCUUGA